Liolophura sinensis is the source of this 4672-nucleotide messenger RNA. RefSeq names its product structural maintenance of chromosomes protein 1A-like. Gene Ontology annotation, molecular function: DNA binding; ATP hydrolysis activity; protein binding. The record is from RefSeq and is a predicted model, not a curated record. Lineage: Eukaryota; Metazoa; Mollusca; Polyplacophora; Chitonida; Chitonidae. Gene Ontology annotation, cellular component: cohesin complex; chromosome; nucleus. Gene Ontology annotation, biological process: sister chromatid cohesion. The transcript is spliced from 28 exons. The coding region runs from base 94 to 3843 and encodes 1249 amino acids.
AUUAAGUAUCUUUUGAUACUUUUCGAAUUCUUGUUAUUGCAUAGUAUGCAUAUUUGAAACAGAUUUAUUACAGAGGCCAAUAAGCUUCUAAAAAUGCCUGGAUAUUUGAAGUACAUCGAAGCUGAAAACUUCAAAUCCUACAAAGGGCUGCAGAAGAUCGGUCCUUUCAAAAAAUUUACAGCGAUCAUUGGUCCAAAUGGAUGCGGUAAAUCAAACUUGAUGGAUGCUGUGAGUUUUGUGCUGGGAGAAAAGACAUCUAACCUUAGGGUUAAGAAGCUCAGUGACCUGAUCCAUGGAGCACCCAUUGGACAACCAGCUGCAAAUAAGGCUCAUGUCAUGGCUGUCUAUGCUGAUUCCACAACUGGAAAAGAAACCUUCUUCACAAGAACAAUUCAUGGGGCCUCAUCGGACUACAAAGUUAAUGGAAAGCAUGUGUCUGCUGCCGAAUAUUCAGAGGAGCUGGAAAAGAUUGGAGUCUUGAUUAAAUCCAAAAAUUUCCUGGUGUUUCAAGGAACUGUGGAAAGUAUAGCCAUGAAAAAUGCCAAGGAAAGAACAGCAAUGUUUGAAGAAAUAAGCAGGUCUGGAGAAUUGAAAGAAGAGUAUGACCGAGCCAAAGCAGAAAUGUUGAAAGCUGAGGAAGACACACAGUUUAAUUACCAGAAGAAGAAAGGUAUUGCUGCGGAGAGGAAGGAGGCAAAGAUGGAGAAGGAUGAGGCAGAGAGAUACCAGAAAUUGAAAGACCAAGUGGUUGAGAAACAGUUGGAGCUGCAGCUGUUCAAGCUUUAUCACAAUGAACAAGAAAUUGACAAACUGGAGAAGGAGAUCGGCAGAAAACAACAGUUGGUUGAAAAGGAAAUACGUAAGAGGGAGAAAAUAGAGGAUGAAAUGAGAGAGAAGAAGAAAGAUGUUGGCAAACUGAACCGAGAGCUCACCAAAAUCGAGCAGAUGAUAAAAGAAUCUGAAGUUGAACUGAACAAGAAAAGACCCCUUUACAUUAAGGCUAAGGAGAAGACAUCUCAUAUGAUCAAGAAACUUGAUGGUGCAAAGAAAUCUUUGAAACAAGCCAAGAAAUCACAUGACAACCAUGAAAGAGAGAUCCAAGAGCUGGAGAGUGAACUAGAAGAAGUGGAAAAGAAACGUCAGGAAUUUGAAGAGAGAAUGGAAGAAGAAUCUCAAUCACAGGGCAGAAAUCUUCAGCUGGAAGAGUCACAGGUCAAAGAAUAUCACAGAUUAAAAGAGGAAGCUGGGAAACGUGCUGCAAAAUACCUCCAUGACAUGGAAUCCAUUAAUCGUGAGCAGAAGUCCGACCAGGACCGCUUUGACAACAUACAGCGCAAGAAAAAUGAAUUGACUGCAAAAAUACAGAACAAGGAGCAUGAAAUGGAAGAAAACAAGAAGCGGGUAGAAAAACUGAAUGAAUAUAUCAAGACAAGCAACCAAGCAGUGCUAGAGCAGAAGAAACUAGAGGAAGAAAUGGGUGGGGACGUUGAUACAGCCAACAGGAGAAUACAAGAGAUCAAUGUAGAGCUGGAAUCAGUCAUAGAGCAGCUUGGAGAGGCUAAGGUUGAUAAGCAUGAGUCUUCACGGGCAAUCAGGAAGGCAGAAUUGUUGGAAAAUCUUAAAAGACUUUUUCCAGGAGUCCAUGGUCGUCUGAUUGACUUGUGUGAGCCAAGCCACAAGAAGUACCAGAUCGCCAUCACGAAAGUGUUGGGGAAGUACAUGGAUGCCAUUGUGUGUGAUUCUGAGAAAACGGCAAAAGACUGCAUUCGCUACAUGAAAGAACAAAGGAUUGAGCCCGAGACAUUCCUACCACUUGAUUAUCUCGAAGUGAAGGGCAUUAAUGAGAAGCUCAGGGAUAUCCGUGAACCAAAGAAUGUGAAAUUAGUGUUUGACGUCAUCCGCUACGAUCCCCCAUCCAUCAAGAAAGCACUGUUGUUUGCCUGUGGAAAUGCUCUAGUCUGUGAGUUCGUUGAGGAUGCCAGGAGAGUGGCAUUUGGAGGUCAAGAGAGACACAAGACUGUGGCACUUGAUGGGACACUAUUUCAGAAGUCAGGAGUCAUUUCUGGGGGUGCCAGUGAUUUGAAAGCAAAGGCUAGGAGAUGGGAUGAAAAGAUGUUGAACCAGCUCAAGUCAAAGAAAGAGAAAUUGACAGAGGAAUUGAAGGAGCAAAUGAGGAAAAAGAGAAAAGAAUCAGAGUUGAACACUGUGAGAUCUCAGAUAAAAGGAUUGGAAAAUCGACUGAAGUAUUCCAUAACUGACAGAGACAACACGAUGAACAAGUUCCUCACACAAAAUGAACGGGACUUGACAACUUACCGAACUAAGCUGGUGUCAUUUGCUCCUGGAAUGGCAGAAAUCGAGAAACGCAUGGCACAGCGGGGAGACAAGAUAAAGGAAAUGAAAGAAAAGAUGAACAGGGUAGAGGAUGAAGUGUUUGAGCAUUUUUGUGUUCAAAUAGGAGUAGAAAACAUAAGACAAUUUGAAGAACGUGAGCUGCGUGUCCAGCAGGAAAGGGCCAAGAAACGAUUAGAGUUUGAAAACCAGAAGUUUAGGUUACAGAAUCAGUUGGAGUAUGAGCGUUCCAAGGACACCCUUGCUAAUGUGAAAAAGUGGGAGAAGGCUUUGCAGGAUGAUGAGAAGGAGCUAGAUAAAGUGAAGAAUGAUGAGGCUAGACACAUGAAGGUUAUAGAUGAGCAAAUGCAGAACCAGGAGAGACAAAAGCAGCAACGAAUCACAAUAAAGUCACAGGUAGAUGAUGUAGGAUCGGAGAUUGCGGACAUACAGAAAAGACUGAGUGCGCAGCAAAAGGAGAUUCUCACAGUGCAGAAGCUAGUGACUGCUGCGGAGACAAAGCUAGAACAGAAGAAAGCUGACAGACACAGUCUGCUGAAAUCGUGCAAGAUGGAUGACAUUACGCUGCCUAUGCGUCGGGGCACCAUGGAGGACAUAUCCCAAGAAGGAGAGACAUCGAGCCAGACUGACAGCAGCGGCAUGGAGAUGGACAGUCUCAGUAGCCAGGAUGCCAAGGCUAUCUAUGAGAGAGAAGCUCGUAUUUUGAUAGAUUUCAGCAAUUUGGAUGAUGACCUUAAAGAGCUUGACAGCCCUGAAGACGUGAAGAAGUCACAGGACCAUCUGAAUAAGGCAAUCAAUGACAUGAUCAACACGCUCAACAGAAUCAAUGCUCCAAACAUGAAGGCCAAUGAGAAGCUGGAUGGUGUAAAGGAAAGGUUCCUGUCCACUGCAGAGGAAUUUGAAAGUGCACGAAGACGAGCAAAGAGGGCAAAACAAGCAUUUGAGAAAGUGCGAAAAGAGAGAAAUGACCGUUUUCAGCAGUGUUUUGAACAUGUGUCAACAAGGAUAGAUGAAAUUUACAAGGCAUUGUCCAGGAACCAAGGUGCCCAAGCUUUCCUUGGCCCAGAAAAUCCAGAGGAACCAUAUCUGGAAGGCAUCAACUACAACUGUGUGGCUCCCGGGAAGCGAUUUAGGCCCAUGGACAACUUGUCAGGAGGAGAGAAGACAGUGGCUGCCUUAGCUCUACUCUUUGCCAUUCACAGUUACCAACCAGCGCCGUUCUUUGUGCUAGAUGAGAUUGAUGCUGCUUUAGACAAUACAAAUAUCAGCAAGGUGGCCUCGUACAUCCAGGAGCAGUCAGAAAUAAAUUUCCAGUGUAUCGUCAUUUCUCUGAAAGAGGAGUUCUACAACAGAGCUGAUGCUCUCAUUGGAAUAUAUCCUGAGAUUGGCGAGUGUGUGAUUAGCAACGUGUUGACACUGGACCUGACCUGUUACCCAGACCCAGCCAGGCAGUCAGAGGAGCAGGGGCCAGCUGCCAUGUACAUGCGUUGAUAUUACCAUGGAAUUGCCAGUGAAGGGGAGGGGGAGCUUUCUGUUGGCAGCAAGACUGAACACGUUACAUACCAUAGAAUCAUGGGUUGCUCAGCACACCCAAGAGUUUUUUUUUGUUUUUUUUUAACUUUGCCUGCAUCGUGGUGAAGCCUGUAGUUACUGAAAUACAAGUUCAGUGGAUCAUGCACAGAUCUGUUGUCUUUAAACUUGCGCUAUGAAUUUCAUCUGUACAGGCAUUUUUCUGUGCUCUGCACUCAUACAUUUUUUUUUCUGUUUUGUAAAUUAACUCCAUGGCUUUGUAAAUAGUUUCAUGUAUUAAGUACAUGUAUAAAGUGGGUAUAGGCUAGGUUCUUUUUAAGUGAAGAACUGCUUUGUUAAAGUUGCGAUGAAUCAUUUCAUUUGCAUGUUCAUGUGUUCGUUUUCGCUGUCUUUUAAAUCAUCUAUGACCAUUCUCAUGAGUGUAAGUGCAUGUUCAUUAACAGCAUUAGGAGUAUCUAUUAUAGAUGUUUUACCAGUACAAAAACUUAUAACAGACUGGAGUAUUUAAACCGGCUUUUUAGCAUGUACAUACAAGUUAAAGUAAUAUUUGAUCCACAAUCCUUUAAUAAAUUGUCCAAUUUUUCAGCUGUUACUUUACUGAGUAUCUGUUAUGGUUUUAUUAUAAUUUCAAGUAUCAUGAAACAUAAUUUAUGGUGAGUUUUGAUGCUGAGGAAGGUUUGUUUUAUCAAAAGGAUUUUAGGACAUACACCAUUGUUGUGAGAGUUUAUCUUGGAUGUUGUAUACUAGCUCAUUUUAGGUCAUCCAUCAUGAUGAAUAAAAUGAUAUUCGU